AUGGUGUCUGCGCAAUAUUUGUUCGCGAACCACGACUCUGCACUGCUUCAGCACGUCAUGUUGGCAGCAAGCCUCCCGCGACAAGCAGGUGCAGCAUGCAGUGACAACAGUCGCACUGCAAUCUUGACUAUGACGUCUGCAUUUUCCAAAGUGUCUGGCGUGAUCGAUGAUGACGAAGAGGAUCGUCAGGAGAUCAGUCAGCGAGCACAGGCCCUUUACCAGAGGGCGCAGGAUGCAUACACUUCCAAAGGUUCGCAAAAGGACGUGUUGAGGCUGUUUGAGGAUGCAGAGGCUGCCAUGCGACCGCUGCUCGGUGGGGGUUUGGCCAGCUUGAAUGCCCAGGAGUUGGAGACAGUGCUGAAAGGACGGCUUCAUCAGGCAGUAUCCAUCGCGCAGAUGACAGAGAUUCCAAAUCGUUGGACUCGUGUCAAAGAGCUGUCUGAGGACGUGCUUCAGUUCGACUUCAACAACACUCAUGCGCGCUGGCUGCGGGGUUUGGCGUUGAAGAGCAUGGGCAAGACAAAAGAGGCUGAAGAGGAGUGCCGCAGGGCGGUCGACUGCGCUCGCUCUCAGGGCAAGGAUGGCGAGGCCCAGCAAUGGGACAAGGAGCUCCAGGAGACCUUUGGGGGUGGAACCGCCACUUCCAGGACGCCAAAGGCGACGCCGCAGGCUGCAGCCGCCGACGCUGGAGCUGCCGGAGGACAAGCCGAAGCCCAGCCAGCUGCGAAGAAGGCACCGUCGCCGGCGCUGCAGAAGGGCUUCUUCAAUCGAACAAGCCGGAAGACAGAGGUGACGGAUCAAGGAAAGGACGGCGACGAGGCUAAGACAGCCCGCGACGGUCUCAAGGAAGGUCAUGCAGCCAAGCCAAGUGGUAGGGAGGUUGAGUUGGAGCAAGAACUCACCAGCCUGCGAAAGAGCCUCCAGGAUCAAGAGGCCGAACUGAAGAAGAAAAUUAUGUCAGCGGAAGCCAGGCAUGCUGAGGAGCAGCAUUUUCGAGAAGGCAGCGAGGCCUGCACUCCGCAGUUGGAGAACUGUAUUCAUGCGGUUGCUCCGAGUUCGUCAAGCUCGAGCUCUUCAGCUGCACAGGUCGCCGUCCAACAGGCAACAGAGCGCACACAGGCCGGCAAAGCCUGGGCAGAGAAUGAGCAGCAGCGCUACGUAGAAUUUUCCACGGAGGUGCUGACUCUUCAAGAGAUGUCGGUGAGGGAGUUUCGUGAACAAGAGGAUACCGCGUCGAAGCAAAGCAAAGAACUUCGCGAGCUUGCCAAACGCUUUGGCGACCUUCUGAGGUCGGUGAAGCGGCUGGACGGGUUUGUCAGGGAGCAUUCUUCGGGACGGGAGAUAGCAGACCCAGAUGUUCAGCAUAUGGCACAACAAGUUGCAGACUUCCACAGCCUCCCCUGGACGAGUAAGCUUUCUGCCAUGCUUGACGAUGGAGCACUCCUGCGAAUCGUUGCCAUGUUUUCUGUGCUUGGCAUGAUGUUCGGCUUAGCGUUGGUGGUGGAGACUGGAUUCGCAAAUGCGUGUUCGCUGACCUGUCGGCGAACUCAAGACUGA
This is a messenger RNA of Symbiodinium necroappetens, 1557 nucleotides long. NCBI's taxonomy places the organism in Eukaryota, Dinophyceae, Suessiales, Symbiodiniaceae. The record is from the annotation of a GenBank genome assembly.